Tupaia belangeri chinensis (Chinese tree shrew) is the source of this 9159-nucleotide messenger RNA. RefSeq names its product WD repeat-containing protein 87. NCBI's taxonomy places the organism in Eukaryota, Metazoa, Chordata, Mammalia, Scandentia, Tupaiidae. The transcript has 8 exons. Gene Ontology annotation, molecular function: protein binding. Bases 221 to 8980 code for a protein of 2919 amino acids. The record is from RefSeq and is a predicted model, not a curated record.
CCUCGAUCAGUCCGCUGGGCGCGGGGUUGGGAGGCUAACCGCCCUGCUGGCCGGGUUCUUCCCCUGCAUCCGCAACGUAGCUGUUCAGGCGCUCCCUUUAGGUCUCUUCUUACAGGAGCUCCUAGGUACCGCCACACACGCGGUACGCGUCCCUGGUCAGGAGUCCUUUUUCAGUUUUUAAAGCAACAGCCCUGACGAGGACCAGGAGAUAAUCUAGGUGAUGUCUUCCCCCAGACUCAUUCCCGUAUGGAAGGAUUUCAAAUACCUCAUCAGUGAUACCAUAAAUAAAAGCAAGCAAACUGCAGAGGAUCCAAAAAGUGAUCUAGUUGUGCUGAGUGACCGGUCCCAAAUACUGUUCAAAGAGUCACGCUAUCCUCAAAAUAUGCCGCUUAUAUGCUAUUACUUCAGUGAUGCCUACUUCUUCGCCUCCCUCUCGUGGGUGACACCAAUCACAAAAGAAAUACAGGCUGUAGUGUGGAUGAAGAGCAAAACUGAGGACAUGGUUGAGAAGAGAGUAUUCUCCAUGUCUGAGCGACUGCCACCCAUCCAGUCUAUGGUCCACACAGGUUCCUUUCAUAUCCUCGUGACCUACUGUGGUGACCUGUUUCUGAGGCUCUUUGGGGACCACUUUCGGGCUUUCAAACCCCUGGGUGUAGUGCCGUGCCGCUUCCACAUCAGCUGCCUCUGCUAUGACCCAGAAAUGAAGAUGCUCCUGUCUGGCCUCCUUGGGGCAGUGGUCACCUGGGUCAUUGAGCGAAAUGGCAAGGGCCUCCAAAUGGCCCACAUGGUUUCCAUGUCUGGUGAUGAGCUUGUCCAGGACAUUAUAGUGAAUGGUCCCAAUGGCUCCCUCCUAGCCUUGUGCGAGACUGUGGUGAGGGUUCUUGAGCGUCAGGGCCAGGGCCAGCUGGCCGAGGUGAAGAGAUUCAUUUCUACCAUCAGCGGCUCCUCUAUCACCUGCUGUUUUACUUGUUUUGAUCAGGGCUUUCUCUAUGCUGGAAAUGGAACUGGGGAAAUCCAGGUUUGGAGCCUCAAUCGGGGCCAGCCCCUCCACUCUUUCAAGGGCCACUCCUUAACAGUUCUAUGUAUCCGCAGUCGGCCAGAGGCCCACACCCUGCUAACAGCUGGCAGGGAAGGCUUAAUCAAGGAGUGGAACCUAACUUCAGGGAACCUGCUUCGACGGCUGGAACUGGGAGAGGAACUCUACCGACUUGAGUUCAUUGACAACAUAACUUUCUUCUGCCAAACUAUUCAUAGCUUUUCCUUACGCCGUCUGCCCUGCUUCUAUAGCCUCUUCAACGUCUGUGGUUCUGCUCCCCAGCAUGUGCGUCGGAUCCGCUGUGGAGAUAACUGGUUCCGGAUCCUGUGCGCUAGCGAGGAUGGCUUGUUACACUUUGUGUCCCCGAUAACAGGGAAUCUUCUGAUCAUCACCUGGCCUUUCUCAAUCCUGGACCAGGCUGUGGAUUGGGCCUAUGACCCAGUUAAAGAGGAGCUCUUUGUGGCAACAGGCAGUUCAGAAGUGAUGGUAUAUGACACAACCCGCUCUCCUUGCCCAGCCAAGUAUCUCAUAUGCACCUCGCCAGAUUCUCAGGACUUUGUACAGUGCCUCGCUUAUGGGCAUUUCCACCUGGGUCGGGGUCUAGAAGGACUGAUGUUCUCUGGGCACCAGAGUGGCAUCAUAAGAGUGCUUUCUCAACACAGCUGUGCCCGAAUAGAGACACUUGUGCACUUUGGGGCUGUACUGGCACUCUCUACACUGCCUGGAGGGCUUUUUGGUAGCCGAGAAAACUCUUUUCUCUGUUCCUACGGGAUGGAUGACUAUGUACGCCUGUCAGAAGCUGUGUUUGAGGGGGUGAGAGUACGUCUACGGCCUCUUGCCAGUAUUCUCAGCAGCUGUCACCUGAAACACCUGAUACUCUUACCCAAGUCCGUGAGUGCCAUCACGGACACUAAUUGCCUGCGUCUCUGGAAGUUCCAUGAUUUUCUGACCUCUAUGACACAAGGCUCCAAGUAUAUAGAGUCAUUGCCCCUGCACCAGUGUGCCAUCACAUCCUUUGAUGUCUGCCUGUCUUUGAAUCUUUUUGUCACAGGUGCUAUUGAUGGCUCUGUUCGGCUCUGGGACUUCCAUGGUAGACUCAUAGCCAUGCUGGACUCAUCAUUGCACUUUGGCCCGCUCUGCUUUGCAAAUGAUCGGGGUGACCUACUUGUGACUUUCAACCAGAGUCUUUAUCUGGUCUCCUGUUUAAAGCUCCUUCCCCCACCCCUGCUGGCUCGCCUUUCCUUUAUGAGCAUAGCAGACGAAGUACUAGAAGUCCCUAAACCUUUUACACCAGGCUUCUUCUUCUCCUUUGAGACAAUGUUUGUUCCCAAAUAUGUCUACCUUGGACAAGGGAAACAGCAAUUAGUGGGUCUGGAGAAACUUAUUAAUAAGCGGGCCAUUGCCUUUGACCACUCUGUGCCACAUGUUAUAGAAGAAGAUGAGGAAGGGAACCCUGUGAUACUGGGUACCCCCAUACGUGACAUUUUCCUGGGAGAUGAAACCGAUAAGAUACAGAAGAAAAAACGUCAGUAUCCAAGUUACGUGGUUCCUCCCCAGCUACAGCUGACUAACUGGGAUGGACUCAACCCCUAUCAGAUAUUGCGUUGCUAUUUUGGUCAUGGGCGAGAAUGGUUUUUUGCCCCUGAUUGCUACAUACCCAACUCAGUGAUUCGUGCCCGUCUUUGGCCAGAGGGCAGCCCUAUAUACCUACAUUGCAACCUGCACCCACCCCAGCGGGCUCUGGAAUGGGAUAAUUUUCAGCAGUUCUUCUUCUGGCACAGUAGGACAAGAGCCUUGAGUGAAGUAGAACAUCGAGAACAGAAGGAGGAUGAACACUUUAUAGAAAUGAGACUGUCCAAGGAUAUAACUUAUAGUGUCCUUACAAAUACAACAAACCGCAACUGGCUGGGAAGGAAGAUGAGUGAAAUAACUAUUAAUAGCUUGAUUGAGACAAUCCUCAAUAUUAUGAUCCAUGCUCCUCCCUUGAAGUACCAAUGUUGUAUUGGUGCACUAGGACAAAUUUUUGCCUCUUAUCAGGUAUCUCCAGCCCUGCGCGCUGAGACAGCCCAUCGCUUGCUGGAUGAUACAACCAAUUCCAACCCACUGAUCCGAGAACUAGCCUGGGAAGGGCUGAAGCGUCUAGGAAUGAUUACUCAUCUCUUUGCCAUGCCUUUGGCCCAAGGAUUAAUGGACAAAGACCAAAGAGUGAGGAAUAAGGCCCUGAGUCUCAUGGCUGAUACUGGAAUCCACUCUAAGACCUCACUCUUAAACUUGAUCCAGAAACGAGAUAUUUUCCGGGAGAUCCAGCAGGAGAUGAUUGGGGAGGAAUCCCUGGACCAUCUCCUAGGAAUGAGGCCCACAGAUCUACAGAUCCUUUACACUCAAGUGGAGCAGAGAUUGAAUGAAAACCUGACCUUGUCAGAAGGAGACGAAAAGCCUGCUUUUUCUUUAUAUGUCCCAAGGGAUUCCAAAACCCAGUCCCUUUCUGAACAACCUCUUGAAGAAUAUGAAGUGGCCACCAAACCCAGCAAAGGCCAAAAACGGGGCCGAACAGGAGGAAAAAAGCAUGCCCGAAAAUGGUUGCGAGGUCUAAAGAAGAUCAAAGAGGGAGACUCUAAACAGAUUAGCACAGAGCCAGUUCCCUUAGAGGGUGAGAUUGAUCAGAGUGAAGCUGUACCAAUUGAAACGGAGGAUACACUUGUCUAUUCUAGAAAGUCUUCAGUCACCAGUACAGUAAGAGUCUCAAAAGAUCUUGAACCUAAAGAGAUAGAGGUCUCAAAGGAUCAAAUUGUGUUGACCAUGAAGAUGCUGAGAAAAAUGCAUGAUAAGAGAGGCAAGAAAGCAACACCUCAGAAACCUGUAAAGGGGCACAAGAAGAAAAAAAAAGAAGCCGAAGUUAUAACUGAGGAACCUCCACCUUCUGUAACAGGAGAACCAAUGAUUAAAAAAGUUAAAACUCGUGGGCGGGGUGCCUUUGGAGUGCCUGGCCACAGGACUACCCCUGGAGAUGGUUCAUCAUGGCGGGAUGAUCUAUGUCGUCUUCUGACCCUGAGGAUAUCUGGUUCUCAAACAGAAAUGUCAGAAGCUCUAAACAUUGAGCUAGUGACUUUGGCUCAGGAGAUGCUGGUAGAUAGGCGCCCGAGCUGGGAACUCUUUCGGGAGAUCUGUCCUCUGCUGAAGGAAGAGAAAAAAGUUCUGUUUGAAGACCUUGACUGGGAUGUAGCCUGGUCAGAGGAGAAACCAGUUUUUAUACAGGAAGAAAUCACUAGAAAGGACAUAGUGAUCACAGAUGAAGAAGAGCUACCACAGGAGAAAGAGCAAGUGCAAAAAGGAGCUGAGGAUGUUCAGGACUUGGAGGAAACCCAGGUGAUUCCAAAAAAGGGCAAGAAAAAGAAAGGUACUAUUUUAGAACCAGGCGACUUAGCCAAGGGAAAACAAAAAUCUAAGAAAGAAGAAAAGAAAUCCUUUAAAAAGGUGUCUAAGCAAGAGAGGAAAGCAGUGCAGCCAGAGGAAAAAGUGGAUAUAAAAGAGAGGGAUGUGACCAAAGAAGAGAGAGAGAUGAGUGAGAAAGAGGAAGAAAUAGUCAACCUGGAGGAGGAGCAAAAAGAAAGACCAGAUGUGGUUGAGAGGAAGUUGUCUUGGGAGGAGUGGAAGAGGUCCUGGGACCAGUGGAAACAGGCUAAUAAUGAGAGAAAGGUAUCCUGGAAUGAAUGGAAGCAAGCUUGGGACAGGAGCCAUUUUCAGAAAGAGGAGGCACUAUGCCAGCAUGGAGAGAAGUUACUCCCAGAUAAGAAAACAUUGGAGGAUGAUGAGGGGAAACUGAAAUGGGAUGAGUGGAAACAGCUCUGGGAAGAUAUAUUGACAUCCAGGCACAUGGAUAAGGAAGAACUGACUCCAGAAGAAGAAGAAGGAGAAGGAAAAGAAGAAGAAGAACAAGAAGAAGAAGAACAAGAAGAAAAAGAAGAGGAGGAAGAGGAGGAGGAGGAGCAGAUCCAGAAAGAACAUAAACAGGCCAAGAUACAGAGGAAACAUGCCCGAGCUGAAAGAAAACUAGCUAAAGAAAAGAGAAAACUAGCACAACAAGAAGAAAAACUUGCUCAAGAAGAGAGAAAACUGGCCCAGGAAGAGGAAAAACUGGCCCAAACGUGUAUGGAAAUGGUUCAGGGAGAUGGUGAAAUGGCCCAGACAGAGAGGGAAUUCGCCCAGAAAGAGGGAAAACUGGCCAAAAGAGAAGAUCAGCUAGGCAAAGAAAUAGUGAAAUUGACUCAGAAAUGGAAGAAAUUGGCCAAGAAAAUGGAGAAAGAAGCUCAAGAAGAAGAGAAAUUAGUAAAUAAAGGGGGGAAAUUGGCUGAGGUAAAAAAGGUAUUUGCCAAGCAGUUGGAAAAAUUGACCCAGAAAGAGCAAGAUCUGGCAUGUCGAGAACAAGAGAUGGCUGAGGAAUUGGAGAAUCUGAUGUGGGACAUAAGGGAUUUGUCUUGGAAAAAAGAGGAACUGGAUCUUCAAGAGGAGAAACUCCAUGAGGAAAAGGAGGACCUGGCUCAGCAAGAGAAGAUACUGGCCAGUCAAGAGGAAAAGCUGGCUAUGGAAGAGAAAAAACUGGCCCUGGAAGAAGAGCUGCUCAACCAAGAAGAGAAGAAACUAGCCCAGGAUAAGGAAAAAACGCCCGAGGAAGAACAAAGACUGGCCCAAAAACGGGAGAAACUGAUAGAGAAAAAGAAGAAACUGGCCCAGGAAAGAAGAAAACUAGUCCAGGCCAAGGAAGAACUUAUACAGAAGAAGAGGAUCCUGGCCCAGAAGGAAGAUAAUCUGGCUCAGGAAAAAAAAUAUCUGGCUCAGGAGCAGGAAAAAAUGGCUGAGAGAAAAGAGGCUCUCCUCUACAUCAAAGAAAAACUCAAUCAGAGCAGACAGGAAUUAGUCCAAGUAAAGGAGAAACUGGAGAUGUAUAAGAAGAAACUGGAUCAGGUAGAGGAGAAAUUGAAUCAGGAAAAGGAGAUAGUGGCCCAGAAGAAGGAGCAUCUGGCUUAUCUACAGGAAAGUUUGGCCCAAAUAGAACAACAACUGGCUAAAAAACAGGAGAAAUUGGCCAAGGGAAAAAUGAAAUUAUUUAAGAAGAAGAAGACAAUGUUCCAAGAGAGGAAAUUGAUCAGAGAAGAGUCAGAUAUUGCUAAGGAAGAAAAGGCAUUGAAGAUGGAAAUGAAGAAACUGGCCCAAGAGAAAAUGAGACUGGCUGAGGAAAAGAAAACUCUCUUCAAAGGAGAGACUCGAGAAACCCUAAGACAGAAAGAAGCAUCUAAGGACAAAACAGAACUAAUGAAGAAGAAAUUGGCAAUAGAGGAGAAGGUACUGGCAUAUGAAGAUAGGAUACUGGCCUCAGAGAAAAGGAACAUUGCCAAAGGAAAUCUGGAGGUUACUACAGGUCAGAGAAUAUGUGCCCAGGAAGAAAGGAAGUUAGCCAGAGCAAUGAGGAAGCUAUCUUUGGAAAAGAAGGGCAUUUUCAAGGAACCAAAAAAAGCAAGCAAAGUCUUAAGGGCACUUCAAAAAUUAGCCAGUGAGGAAAGGAGACUAAUUCAAGAAGAAAUAAAGAUGACAAAGAGGAAGAGGGCACUCGUUGUUGAGGAGAGCAGAUUGAACAAGGAAGAGAAUUUACUUGAUCUCAAAGAGUGGGAUCUUUCUAAGGAACAAUCGGAAAUGACCAAAGAUGAGAAAGAACUGGCCCAAAAGCAGAGAAAACUGGCCAAGGAAAUGAAAAGAAUGAUUAAAAAAGAGAGAAAAAUGUCAGAGGAAGAAAGCAGAUUAGCCAGAGAAGAGCAAGCAUUCAUACAGGCUGAAGAGGAGGAAGAAGCAACAGAGGAAGAAGAGGUCAUUUCAUUCCUUAAACGAAGGCAAGGAAAGAGAAAACCGCCAGAGAGUAUUGAUACAUCAAAAGAAGAGUUUUCCAGUCAAGUAGAUGAAAUGGAAAGUGAAGAGAGCUUUUCUGAGUUAAUGGAAAGCCUGAUAGAUCAAGUAGAAGAGAGUUCACUCGAAGAGGAAGAGGAGGAAGAAGAGGAGGAGGAAGAAGAGGAAGAAGAGGAAGAAGAGGGAGAAGAGGAAGAAGAGGAGGAAGAGGAGGAAGAAGAGGAGGAGGAGGAGAAGGAAAAGGAGCAAGAAGAGAAGAGGAAAAAGAAGAUGCAAAAGGAGAUGGAGGAGGAGAAGGAAGAGGGAGUUUUUGAGGAGAAAGAAGAAAGCGUGAGUGACAAAGAGAUGGAAAGUUUGAGUGAGAAGGAAGAGGAGGAAGAAUAUGAGGAGAAGGAGGAGGAGGAAGAGGAGGAGAGAAGCUCAUUGGAAGAAGAGGUAGACAAGGAAAAAGAGAUAUUAAAAAGAGAAAAACUUCUGAGGUUGCAAGAAGAAAGAGGUAAGUUUCUCCUAAGAGAGAAAACAGUCCUUUCCAUUGAAAAAAGAGUCCCUCAGGUCAAAGACAGUGGUAUAAAACUAAGAGUUCUGGAAAGUCCUUCCAAGGAACUGAUAUCAAUAGCACCAGAAAUGGAAGAGAAAAUACCACUGCCAGUGUUGGAGGAACAACUAUCCUGGGAAGAUGAGGCCACAAUACUUAAGACACCCAGGAAAUUAUCAGAGACAAGGUUUGUGGCUAAAGAAGAACAGUUAGAGGAAUAUAAGUAUAUACCUCUACAUGUUUUCGAUACGGUUUUGAAGUCCCAAGAGCAGGACUUAAAGACCCCAUUCAUGCCUCACACAUUUAGGAAGAUCAUGGAGGCUCAGAAACUCCAACACAAACUACCAAGUGCCAGGUGGACGUGGUUUUUACAGCAUCAUCCAUCUCUGAUGAGAGAUGAGGUAGAGAUACCACUAUCUCAAAUCCUGGCUGAGGAACGAUAUCCAGAGGUAAGCCUCUCAGAAGUAGAGUGGCUCCACCAUAUGCUAGAACGGAUGGAAGCGGGAGAACAGCUUUCCAGAGAGAGUUUCCACAGAUUGUGUCAGCUCCUCAGAGACUUCUCAAAGGGAAACUUAGAGUGGCUGCAUAUAGCCAAACUUCAAGCUAUUGCGUACCGUCACAGGCAGGCACUGGAAUCCCAAAGCACAAGGAUCUCAAAACCUGAUGAGUCCAUAAGUCCAAAAUACUUGAAAGUGAUUCCUCCUAUAAGAGGAAAGGAAAAAGAGAGUUGGCUGAAACCUUUGGAUGUCCCAACACUAAAGUCCCCUUUAGGUACCAAGAGAAUUCCUGACCCAAAGGCUAUGAAUUGGCAUCUCCUAGGAGAACCGUAUAGAAGUAGGCGGGCACAACAGAUAUCCUCUGUUCUCAAAGAGAUGGAGAUGCAACACGUUUAUCCUGUGACAAGAGACAUUUUUCCCAGUGCUCAUGCCUCUGUGGAAAAACAAACCGUGGCACUGAUGUUUCAAAAGGAUCUCAGGGAUUUUAAGGAUAAGGGCAGGUUUCCCAAAUUACCCAAAUUGGAGAAGAAGACACAACCCAUCUCCAAAAAAAGGGAAGAGGUGCCUUUAUGGGAGACCUUUGUGGCACUGUACCAUGUUUUGCGGAUGCUGCAGCAGCGAUAUGCAAAAGACAGAGCUGCUUGGAUGGAACAGUUCUACCGGAUCGUAGACCUAUACCAGCUUAAGUCCCCCCGGAUCCAGAGGCUACUACAGGAGCUGCUACUGAAAGAGGAUCCUCAACCCCAAGAGAUCACCUACAAAGAGGCCCUAAAGUCCACAGAGCUAGUUCCUGGGGAGCGGCUCUUAUACCACCUGUUUUGUGGUAGUUCUCAUACUGCUAGAAGCCCUCCGGAGUUCCAGCAUGUGGUACCCCUCCCUGAGCAGAAUAAUGUGCGUACCAUCCUUCCUAUGGGCAUUGCCCAGUACGGGAUCUUAGAACUUGCUUGGAAGAGCUUACCCCAAGCUGACAUUCACCUCACCAAGGAACUGCCCCACGUCGUUUCUCCCACUCCCUAAUUUGGAACCGACUGGAACUCUGGAUUAUUCAUUCCUAAGUGCAGAAAGGCCUGGCCACCAGAAUCUAGACCUUCAGUUUUAUGGCCCACACAGAGGCAGGGCCAGGUCAAAGUACUUUCCUCACCCAGUUCUGGAAGCCAGUUUCUAUAUGUGGAAUAAAGAGGAGAUAUUUAUUUGCA